CUAACGAUGCUAGCCGCUAAAAUAGCUACGUUAGCAUUUGAAUACAAUGUACUAUUUAAUGCUAUUUGGACCGGUUCGUUUCAGAGGAUAAAAUAUCAAAACGUCGAACUUUCAUGCCGUAAAUAUAAGACUCAUCAAACUCAACGAACAUCGGUUUGACGUUUUUCUGUUGGUGCACUUCACUUUGAAGGCGACUUUGAGACGUAUUCCGUCCUCUGAUACGUCACAAAGGUUUCGUCACCCUUUCAUCUUUCGCUUUAUAAACGUUAAAUAACACCGUGUCGACACAAUUGUCUUCUCGCAUUUCAUGUGCAGUAGUGAUUAAAUGCUGUGGUCAGAAGCCCUUUGAGGUAGUAUGAAAGUCGAAAGCUGCGUGCCCAAUAGCGACGUGAAUGAGAAUUCAUCGGGUGAAAGCCAGUCUCGCUCAAAAGAGUUGGCCCUUCUCGAUCUCAUGGAGAGGACGGGAUACAACAUCAUGCAAGACAACGGACAGAGGAAGUAUGGGGGACCCCCACCUGGUUGGCAGGGCCCGUCACCUCCACGGGGAUGUGAGGUUUUUGUUGGCAAAAUUCCAAGAGACAUGUUUGAAGACGAACUGGUACCUUUGUUCGAGCGAGCUGGUAGGAUCUACGAGUUCAGACUGAUGAUGCAGUUCAGUGGAGAGAACCGUGGCUAUGGCUUCGUCAUGUACACAGAAAGGGAUGCAGCUCAGAGGGCAAUUGUGAUGUUUGACAACUACGAAAUCCGUCAAGGGAAAUGCAUUGGAGUGUGUUUGAGUCUGGAUAACUGCAGGCUCUUCAUUGGCUCCAUCCCUAAGGAAAAGACGAAGGAAGAAAUACUGGAGGAGAUGAAAAAGUUGACUGACGGUGUGGUCGAUGUCAUUACUCCUCCUGGUUAUGACGAGAAGGGCAGGAACCGCCAUUUUGCAUUUGUUGAGUAUGAAUCUCACAAAGCAGCAGCCAUGGCUCGGAGGAAACUUAUUCCAGGAACCUUCCAGUUGUGGGGGAACACGAUCCAGGUGAACUGGGCCAAGCCUGGGAAGUCUGUGGACAAGGAGGCCAUGCAACUGAUCAAAGUUCUAUAUGUGCGUAACAUUAGUGAGACAACCACUGAAGAAACUCUGCAUCGGGAGUUUUCACGCUUUAAACCAGGAUCUGUUGAGCGAGUCAAAAUGUACAACAACAACUCCGCCUUUGUGCACUUCGGUUGUCGCGAAGACGCACUGACAGCAUUGAAGCUCAUGGAUGGAGCCCUGAUUGAUGACUCUAAAGUGGAGGUGAUACUGGCCAGACCUGCCAGGAAUAAAGAGAUGAGUGCAGUCAGAAAGAGGAACGACAACAGCGGGUCCCAGGGAAACAAGACACGAGGAAGAAUGCUCAGUUCUUGCGUUCGGACUAGCUAUGAUGGAGGGGAUGAAGUUAGAUGGACUCCCAAACCCAGGCCACGCUCACCUGAAAGCAGGCCAGGCAUCAGUGUGUCUAUAGCAGACACUUGGGAACCAACCAACCUGGUUACUUCUCCUCUGUAUCCUGGAAUGCCACUCACCCCAAUCAGCCCUCUGUCUUUGAAACAGAGUCAGAUUUACUCGGCUGUCAGCCUGCUUGAAAUCUACUGCAGCAAAAAUUCAUGGUCGCCGCCAGAGUACUACCUUUAUUCAACGCCAGGGCGGGAGGGAAAAAUGCUGCUGGUUUACAAGGUGAUAAUAUCAUCACUGCAAAGCAUGUACAUGCCGGACAGGCUGUGUUUGCUGUUGGAUGACGCUAAAGAACUUGCUGCGCGGACUGCACUGUUUAGCAUAGAGUCGUCGUAUCCGACUGGCACAUCCUGUUACUCCUCUAGAUGCACCUCCCCUUGUAACUCCGUCCCAGCUGCUGCCAGUCAAGGAUAUCCAAACUUUGGUGGAGGAACUUUUGCCCCGUGCUGCUCCCCACUGCCUCUUACUCCCACUCUGUUUCUUCCACCACCACCUCCCAUCACCCCAUUCUGCCCCAUGUCCACUUCUACACCCUGAUCCCACAGGCCCCAUGUUGCUCCUCAUUCUACUACUGUGCUCUCGUGUUUUGUCCAGGUAAGAGUUGAUGGGAUGUGUCUUCUUAGGCUUGGAAUGAGACUGAAAAGUGAAGGCAGUUUUGUUAUUCUUCACUGUUUUAUGUCUCUUAUCCCGUUGGCGGGUCGUUUCCUUUUGCAAAGAUGGCGGGAUCUGUUUUAUCCGUCGUCCUGUUUUCCUGCGUCUCAGCCAAAGUGAGGCUUUAUUUCAGAUCAGCCACUGAAGCCUCUUUUCCUUCGCCUCGAAUUCAACCGCAAACCCACCAAAGAUAGUGGCUGUUUUUUUACAAAUCCUGCAAAUACCGAGGAUUAUCUCGACCUGUGCGAAAUGCCGCCCGUCUGCUCACUGUUCACCUCACAUUACCCAAAAUGCCACGGCCAACAGUCGACUCUGCCGGUGUCAUUAUCAGCCGAUUACAACGCUGCUCUCUAAUAUUCACCUGUUGGGUAAGUGCUGGUUGUUGGUGCAAGAGUUCCCUCAACAUGAUCCAAGAAAGGUCUUUCAUCCUCGAACAUGAGACCUAAUCUUGGCAAAGAGAGAGAGAGGGUUUCAAAGAGAGUGCCAGAACAUCUACUGCAGAAUUAUUUGCAGCUACGCUUCCCUUUUGUAUCAUCCACGAGGACGAUAGAAAUCCAAGAGACUUUUGUGUGAUGAAGAAACAUGUUUGUGACAUUUCUUAAAUGAUCAGAGACAAAUUCAGAGUCACAUUGUUGUUCCCUUGAUGUACACAGAGGAAACGACUAGGUUUAUACAUUCGAUUGCGAUUUGGACUUUGGAGGGAAAUGGGUAAUGGUUUGGGCAGUUUGGAGUCCCAUUCCUAGUUUCAGAUGUUAGUAACCAGAUUUCUUUUCGGUUUACUUACCUGUUCAGCCUGGCUUUGCAUUCAAUAUCAACGUGUUCAGAUUCUGAAACAGAAAGUUAAUUUUCUCAUUUGGUUUAUUGAGCUUUGAAGUAACUUAAGUUGUGAGCUUUCAUAUCACAGCAGAGUGAAUGUAUAGCUGGAAUAUCACUCUGCCUUGAUUCGUAAACACUAAUAUAUCUUUCCCACUGCCUUCUUAUCUGUUCUGCACUUCAGAUCUUAAUUGCUAAACUUAUCUCUACUUAGAAUGUCUAUGUCUACUCUGUAAGUGACAGUUGGUAAAAAAAAAGCAGAGAAAAUGUGACUAGAAAUGCAACAGUUGUUUUUGUGAUUCUUUUUUCUCUCUGUUGUUGACCUGUGUUGUCUUAGUCACUGUCCAUGCUGUAUAUCAUACGAAUAAAAGAUAAAC
Synchiropus splendidus (mandarinfish) is the source of this 3315-nucleotide messenger RNA. RefSeq names its product RNA binding motif protein 46 (gene rbm46). NCBI's taxonomy places the organism in Eukaryota, Metazoa, Chordata, Actinopteri, Syngnathiformes, Callionymidae. The transcript has 10 exons. The coding region runs from base 356 to 2011 and encodes 551 amino acids. Gene Ontology annotation, molecular function: mRNA binding. The record is from RefSeq and is a predicted model, not a curated record. Gene Ontology annotation, cellular component: nucleus.